AUGCUUAAGAAGUUUAUUGGUUGUUCAAGAAAAGACUUAGUAGGAAAAUCUGGUUUUGAUCGUGGUUGCUUCAACUCUUCACUUUAUAAUAGAACAAUUGUUUCGGGGCUUGCUGCUGCAAGAAUCCUCUAUGAUGCAUCUUUCAAUAAUCACGAGAUAGACUUGGUGGUCGUAUUCAUACUUGACUAUUCAUUUGGUUAUCCGGUGGAUUUGGGAGCAUCAUGGCAAGAAGGACUUGCAAAUGAAGUGUUGCAAUGGUACAUAUGUAGAAUGGAAACUUGGUUUGCAGUUGAUGCAGAUAUGAUAUCACUGAAACGUGGGAUCAGGCAAGAGCAUGUCCUUUCUGGUGGGCGUGGACUUAUGGUACAAGGUUAUAUUCCUGUAAUAAAAGAUCUUGCAAAAGACAUUAACAUAUGCUUGUCAUAUAGGGUAACAAAAAUAUGCUACGGGCCUAAUAAGGUGAUGGUCAUGGUUGAGGAUGGAAGGAACUUUAUAGCUGAUGCUGCUAUUGUUACAGUACCCAUUGGGAUUCUAAAAGCCAAUUUAAUUCAGUUUGAACCCAACUUGCCAGAUUGGAAAGUUGCUGCAAUUUCAGAUAUCGGUGUUGGCAGUGAAAAUAAGGUUGCAAUCAAAUUUGAUGAAGUAUUUUGGCCAAAUGUGGAAUUCUUGGGUAUUGUCACACCGACUUCUUAUGCUUGUGGUUAUUUUCUCAAUCUUCACAAGGCAACUGGCUAUCCUGUACUGGUCUAUAUGGCCGCUGGUAGGUUUGCAUAUGAUCUUGAGAAGCUAUCUGAUGAGUCUGCUGCAAAUUUUGUGAUCUUACUUCUGAGGAAAAUGUUUCCCGAUGCAACAGAGCCGGUUCUGUAUCUUGUUUCGCGUUGGGGAACAGACCCAAACUCACUCGGUUAUUCUGCAUAUAAUUUGUUCUGGAUGACUAAGUCAGGAGAUGUGUACGAGAGGCUUUGUGCACCCUUGGGAAGUCUUUUCUUUACUGGGGAAGCUGUUAGCAUGGAUCAUCAGGGAUCUGUGUACGGAGCUUACUCAGCUGGUGUCAUGGCUGCCGAGAACUGUCAAAGGCAUGCAUUAGAGAAUCUUGGUCACCUGGAGAAGCUCCAACUUGUACCUUUAAGGUGUGAACUUCAUGAAGCGGCAUUUCCCCUUCAAAUCUCAAAAAUGUAA
Molecule: messenger RNA, 1179 nt
Organism: Manihot esculenta (cassava)
Lineage: Eukaryota; Viridiplantae; Streptophyta; Magnoliopsida; Malpighiales; Euphorbiaceae
Product: probable polyamine oxidase 4
Biological process (GO): polyamine catabolic process
Cellular component (GO): peroxisome
Molecular function (GO): polyamine oxidase activity
Source: RefSeq, a predicted model, not a curated record